AUGUCUGGGACAUGCUCUGCCCGCGCCGAUCUCGUGAACACCGAGUGGGACUUUUGUCCUUCCACCCCCGCUGCCAUCCUUUUCGCGGUCCUAUUCGCCCUUACCACUUUCGUACAUCUCGCGCAGGGUAUAUUGUAUAAGAAGCUAUACAGUUGGGUGAUCGUAUGCUCUGGACUGGCUCAAACACUCAAUUUCAUCUUCCGGGUCAUCAGCAUUAAAAAUCCAACAAAUCUGGGUGACUACACCGCGUGGUUUGUACUAGUUCUGGCAAGUUAUAUAUUAUCACGUCGUCAAAAGAGGGUUGCUCCGCUCUUUACAAAUGCCUUUGUUUAUAUGGUGAUGGGAAGGAUGAUCUGGAAUUAUAUCCCCGAUGCGAAGAUCUAUCGGAUAACGGCGUGGAGGUUUUCGACAUACUUUGUAAUUCUCGAUGUCAUCGCUCUCAUUAUCCAGAUCGCAGGAGCAUCCUCGGCUGCCGGCGGCGGCAGCUCGAAAGCAAAUCACCAUCAACAGGUGCUAAUUGCCAUCCACGUAUACAUGGGCGGGGUUGCAUUCCAGCAGUUCUUCAUCCUCGUAUUCUGCCUCUUCGCCAUCCAAUUCCACCGGACCAUCCUCCAACAAGUACGACAAGGCGUAGAGGGAGCGUCAAGCGCACUACCACUAUUAUAUGCAAUCUACGCAGUGCUCUUACUCAUCACGUUGAGAAUUGCCUUCCGUCUCUGCGAGUACGCGCAAGGAUUCCAGAGCGCGAUUCCUAGACACGAGGUGUAUGAAUAUUGCCUCGACUCGGCGCCGAUGCUGGUUGCGCUUCUGAUACUUAAUGUUCUCCAUCCGGGCCGUAUUAUGCCUGGGGCCGAGAGUGAUCUACCGAGUCGCAAGGAUAGGAAAGCCGAGGGCAUUUGUUAG
Lachnellula hyalina is the source of this 903-nucleotide messenger RNA. It is a transcript of the gene PUG1, whose product is annotated as Protoporphyrin uptake protein. The coding region runs from base 1 to 903 and encodes 300 amino acids. Gene Ontology annotation, cellular component: membrane. Lineage: Eukaryota; Fungi; Ascomycota; Leotiomycetes; Helotiales; Lachnaceae. The transcript has 7 exons. The record is from RefSeq and is a predicted model, not a curated record.